This is a messenger RNA of Carassius carassius (crucian carp), 3352 nucleotides long. RefSeq names its product MAP/microtubule affinity-regulating kinase 4-like. Gene Ontology annotation, cellular component: cytoplasm. The record is from RefSeq and is a predicted model, not a curated record. NCBI's taxonomy places the organism in Eukaryota, Metazoa, Chordata, Actinopteri, Cypriniformes, Cyprinidae. Gene Ontology annotation, molecular function: protein serine/threonine kinase activity; ATP binding; tau-protein kinase activity. The transcript is spliced from 17 exons. Bases 627 to 2903 code for a protein of 758 amino acids. Gene Ontology annotation, biological process: microtubule cytoskeleton organization; intracellular signal transduction; protein phosphorylation.
UGCGCCUGUGUCAGUGCUGAGACGAGCGCUAGAGGAGGCAGCAGUGGCGCAUCUCACAUAUCCGCCGCUGGAAUAUAACGGCUGCUGUAGGAUGUGAACGGGUCUCGGCCUCGUCACCGGCCAAAGCUUCUGUUUUCCCAUGACAAACAGAUGCGAGAAGAGAGCGAGCGCGCGCGCGAGAGUGAACUGUACAUGGGGCGCUGAGAGGUCCUCGUUAUUAUUAUGAGAAAAGAGGACGGGGUUUUCGGUGCCGUAUUUGUUUUGCUCGCGGAGAUGAGGCGGGGGGUAGCGAGUCGCUACAAAAUCGUUGGCCUCCGGCCAAGAAUUGCUCUGUUUUAAAACCUAUUUAGCGCCGCGUUUGCGUUUUCAUCGUCAACUGACUCGUUUGAUCGUCACGGUUUGCAUCGCAGAAAAAUAAUGCAGCUGUCUCGAGGACAUCUGUGAGAUUCGCGGACUGCUGUUGCCGCUGCCAUGACAGACGCAGGCUUUACCGAGCAAGCGGUGUGAGAGAAGCACGGCCCCAGCUGCAGCAGCACGGCCGAUGUUGGCUGCGUUUACCGGAGGAGAUUAAAUCUGUAAAUACAGUUCGGGUUAUUCCUCUUAAAUUGUGUGCAUUCUCAGGGAAAAUGUCCUCUCGGUCUGCUUUACCGUCUGCGAACGACCGGAGCACAGAUCAUCAUGCGUCUCUGGUGGCGAGUCGUUCAGAGAAAGGAACGAAUGUGUCGAGUCGUUCACUGGGUGCAAGAUGUCGUAACUCUAUGGCCUCUUGCUCAGAUGAGCUUCCACACAUUGGAAACUACCGGCUCCUUAAAACCAUCGGCAAGGGCAACUUUGCUAAAGUCAAACUAGCCCGCCACAUCCUCACAGGCAAAGAGGUUGCAAUAAAGAUUAUCGACAAAACUCAGUUGAACCCAACCAGCCUACAAAAGCUGUUUAGAGAGGUGCGGAUCAUGAAGACUCUCCGUCACCCCAACAUUGUCCAACUCUUUGAGGUUAUUGAAACAGAGAAGACGCUUUAUCUUGUGAUGGAAUAUGCAAGUGGAGGCGAGGUGUUUGAUUACCUGGUGUCUCAUGGGAGAAUGAAAGAAAUUGAGGCUCGAGCCAAAUUCAGACAGAUUGUGUCAGCCGUUCAUUACUGUCAUAAGAAGAAUAUAGUUCACAGAGAUCUGAAGGCAGAGAAUUUGCUAUUGGAUGCAGAUGCUAACAUAAAGAUAGCAGAUUUUGGUUUUAGUAACGAGUUUACGUUGGGGAAUAAGUUGGACACCUUCUGCGGUUCCCCACCUUAUGCAGCUCCAGAGUUGUUUCAAGGAAAAAAGUAUGAUGGGCCAGAGGUGGACAUCUGGAGCCUGGGGGUCAUCCUGUACACGCUGGUCAGCGGGUCACUUCCUUUUGAUGGACAGAACCUCAAGGAGCUGCGUGAGCGAGUGUUGAGGGGGAAGUACCGUGUCCCCUUCUACAUGUCCACAGACUGUGAGGGGAUUCUGCGCAGGUUUCUUGUGCUCAAUCCCAGCAAACGUUGCACUCUCGAGCAAGUGAUGAAGGAUAAGUGGAUGAAUGCAGGGUAUGAGGGCGAUGAGCUAAAGCCCCACAUUGAGCCAGCGGAGGACUACAGUGAUGCCAAUCGAAUUGAGAUUAUGGUCGGAAUGGGUUUUACUCCAGAAGAGAUUAAAGACUCUUUACUCAAUCAGACAUACAAUGAAGUCACGGCUACAUAUCUAUUGUUGGGCCUGAAGACUGAGGAUGGCACUGAGUCACGAGUUAGUGGCAGUAUGACUUUGCCGCGGGUGCGUCCAAGCCCAGUUACCAACGGAACCAACAAACACUCCUCUUCUUCGUCAUCUUCCUCAACCUCACACAGCAAGACUCAGCGCAGCGCCUCGACCUACCACCGCCAGCGGCGGCACAGUGACUUCUGUGGUCCCAGCAUGCCUGUGAUGCACCCUAAGCGUAGCCCGACCAGUGGCGGAGACCGUGAGCUGCGUGAGAGCCGCAUGCCGCCAAGGAAGGCCAGCUGUAGCGUAAUGGGCAGUCGGACCCUACCACCAUCUAGUCCAAUGGUCAGCACCGCCAACAACCCCAAUAAGGCUGAGAUACCUGAUCGACGCAAGGAGAUGACUGCCACCACUAAUAAUAUCCCAGGAAGUACUAUGACCCGCAGAAACACGUACGUAUGUACAGAUCGUGCCAGCACUGACCGACACACACUGCUGCAGAACGGCAAAGACAACAGCUCCCUUUCUCACCGCCUCCCUCCCACCUCUCCCUCCACUCUUAGUAUUGUCGGAGCAGGAGCAUCCUCCUCUUCUUCCUCAGGUGAGCGCUGUAGGCUGACACGUGGAUCCACCAUCCGGAGCACCUUCCAUGGGGGUCAGCUCCGUGACCGUGUCCCGCCCACCUAUGGACCUCCGCCCACAUCGCCCACCCUUAGCCAUGAUGCUGGAGCCCUGCCUGCAAAUGUGCGUAGCCGGGCCACUUCUAACCUGUUCAGCAAACUCACCUCCAAACUCACACGCAGGAUCACAAAUGAAUCUGAGAGAGUCAGCAGAUCUUCGGUCACAGGUGGCCAUUUAUCUGGGUAUCAGAAAGCGCCCGAGCCCUGGAGCGGGGGAGGGGGGUGGGAUGUAAGGGGUUGUCUCUCCCGUCCCCCCCGGGCCCCUGCAGAAGUGGUACUGGCCUUGUGUGAGGCGGCGAGGGGAUGCGGCUGCCAGGUCCGGCACGCUGGUCCGUUUCUGCUGUGCUGCAGUCAUGGGGCGGCAGGGUCAAAAGUCACUUUCCAAGCUGAGGUGUGCCAACUGAGUGUGGGUCCCACAGAGGCAAACGGAGUACGCUACACGCGCCUGUGGGGGGCCCCCCUCGCCUUCAGGCACAUCGCAUCGCAGAUCUCUAAAGAGGUGGAGCUCUGAGGGGACGGGGAGGAGACGUCCCCUCACUAUUUCCGUCAUUAUAGCGAACUGACGUUGACCGACCCACCUAUGUGUUAUAGACAUAGAAACAUCUGAUCCCUCCUCCAGUCAACACUCAACACACACCGAAACUAAACACACAUACACAUACACAAACACAGUCACCUUAAAGAACGGGACACUCAACCCUGACAAUAUGGAAACCUAAAGUACAAAAACAAGCACACCCCUUCCAUGCACAGCAUAAACCUGAGCACUUCUUAACAUGGAUUCACACACACUCUGAAAAGCCUCAUUAACCACAUCUGGAUUGAAUCCAGUUUAGUAUUUUUAUUCUCAUUCUAGUGAUGAAAUUCCGAAUUAAUAAUUUAUGUCAUUCUUCUUCUUUUUUUUACCACUUUUGUAUGUUUUCAACAAGUCUUGACAUUUUAAACGGGUCAUCAUUUUUA